AGAACACUCUCUUUCUCUCGGGGUACUGUCUAUGAUCAUGAAACCCUUGGUUUACGUGCUGGUCCAGAGAUGAGUUCGCCCUUUUCCGAAUUUUGUCCGAGUUCGUUGGCUUCGGCCAACUAAGGCAUAUUUCAAAACUUACCGUCUGCAUUGAUAGAGUAACGCUAAAUUCAUCAUAAUGGUAGAACAGGUCCAAGAUAAUGCAAUUAGCGCUUGGCCAUUUACCAUUCACAGGUUAUUGUGGGCUGAACCUUCCUCAUGGUCAAACAUUUCUCACAUCAAAGACUGCUUCUUGUUUCUCUCUCAAACAGGCUCACCAUUUCAACGACGCACCUAGUAUUCUCAUUACCUGCAGGACACAUCUUUGUUACAAACUGCCUGACCCCGUUUAUUCACUCUCAAGAAACAGUGCUCACUACAAUCAAAGAUUCCAAGCUAUGCUCCGCUCCGUCCAACUCGAGCCAUGUCUCGGGUUCACUUUACAUACACCCCAUACGUCGCCAUGGCCUUUAACAUGCUCUCUCUGGCAGCCACCAUCCUUGGCGGCAUCUACGGCUGGCACGCAACUUUCUUCAUCGUCGCCUUAUUUGGGCAGCAUCUGCAUCACCUCGGUUUCGUCCACCCACGCGCUAGGUCAGGUUGCCGCAUGUGUUGCAACUCUUUUGAUAUGGUCACAAUUUCUAUAUCGCCUGCGCGCCUACCUCACACCGCCUCCUUCUCGUUCACAAUGCCGAAUUCACCUCGUUAAACGCCCAUCUCCUCCACCCCAAAAGAUGUCGACUCCCUACUACCAGCUCCAACGGCCUCUUGUCUGCCACCAUCGCACCUGCUGGGCCGCCGCCGCAGCAUUUUCAACUCGCGAGAAAAAAGGCCUUGAUGGCCUCACGCCUUUCAUGCGCGAGCAGUGGGCGCUCGCUGCCCCGGGGAUCCCACAGCCGGAUAUGGAAGAAAUCUUGUCUACACUCACCGUCACACCCGAACAUCACUUCGAGCGCUUCGUCAGCUGGGCCAAGGAGAGCUGGGAGAGUCUGCCUCGGAAAGCGGAGCUGGUUAUUUCAGCGUUGGUGCUUGUCCUGGCCGUCAGGCCCGCGAAGACCGUCGUAAAAUUCCUAAGUCAUGUGGAAUGGACGAGGCUAUACGUGGUCGUUGGGAUGCUAGUCUUGGUGUGGUUUUGCGGCGGUGGGACGGUGGAGAGGGCGCCGGCGCCGAGGUACGAGACUGUGGUCUCGUACUAUCUAGUUCCCGAAAUCAAGGGAUGGAGUCGUUAAUAGCAGGCUGGCCUGCUACGUUCGCCCAGAAAUGAAGCUCGGCGGCGUCUCAGUGGUCAUGAACGAGGAGGACAAAUAGGCGGGCCUUUUCCCGCAUAUGUUCGCAUGCAUCUAUCAUCUAAUCGAAGGGUCAUAGGAUUUAACGUUAGAGGGAUGCCCUAGGUGGCCGGUUAGUUCGAAUCGUCAAAUUCGCAGGGUUGAACACAGGAUCGAUGAAUGGAAGUUAGCCUGAGAUAUUGCACAAAUACAAGGAGGUUUGCACGCAUCAAGAUAAUAUAAG
Molecule: messenger RNA, 1548 nt
Organism: Pseudogymnoascus destructans
Lineage: Eukaryota; Fungi; Ascomycota; Leotiomycetes; Thelebolales; Thelebolaceae
Exons: 2
Coding region: 201-1268 (355 amino acids)
Source: RefSeq, a predicted model, not a curated record